Punica granatum (pomegranate) is the source of this 1825-nucleotide messenger RNA. The record is from RefSeq and is a predicted model, not a curated record. NCBI's taxonomy places the organism in Eukaryota, Viridiplantae, Streptophyta, Magnoliopsida, Myrtales, Lythraceae.
GUAGACACACUAUAUAUAAGCCUAACUCCCAUCAACACCAUAUCAUAUCAUAGAUCUAUAUAAACCAACAAAGCACAAAACAUGUUCUUCCUCUACUUUCUCCUGUUCAUUGCCUUCUACUCAAUAGCAAGGCACCUAAUCCAUAAGAUCCGCAACCUCCCGCCCAGCCCCUUCCCGACCCUCCCUGUCCUCGGCCACCUCCACCUCCUCAAGAAGCCCCUCCACCGCACCCUUGCUGCCAUCUCUCAUCGCCAUGGUCCUGUCCUCCUCCUCCAGUUUGGCUUCCGCCGCGUCCUUGUCGUUGCCUCCCCUUCUGCCGCCGAGGAAUGCCUCACUAAGAACGACAUCAUCUUUGCGAACCGUCCCCACCUCCUUGCAGGAAAGUACCUCGGUUACAACUACACGAGCCUUGCAUGGUCAUCCUAUGGGGAACACUGGAGGAACCUGAGGCGGAUCGCGUCCCUUGAGCUCCUCUCCUCCCACCGCCUCAACAACCUUUCUGGUAUACGGGCCGAGGAGGUCACUACCCUUGUGAAGCGGCUCGCGAGAAAGGAUGAUCAGGCCGGACCAGUAGAGAUGAAGACUGCCCUGUUUGAGCUUAUGAUGAACGUCAUGAUGAGGAUGAUUGCCGGAAAGAGGUACUAUGGGGAGAAUGUUGCGGAGGCGGAGCUGGAGGAAGCGAAGAAGUUCCGGGAAAUAGUGACGGAGACGUUCAGGAUAGGAGGGGCCACAAACGUUGGGGAGUUCUUGCCGUUCCUUAGGAAGAUCGGAUUCAAGGGGGUGGAGAAGGAGCUGCAGGCGUUGCAGGUGAAGAGGGACAUCUUCAUGCAUAGCCUGGUUGAGCAGCACAAGAGGGAGGCCAAGAGUGGUGAGGAUCCUAAUCCAGAGGGAGAGAAGAACAAGACACUGAUCGAGGUCUUGCUGUCUCUCCAAGAAUCGGAGCCCGAGUACUACAAAGAUGUCACGAUCAGAAGCAUCAUGCUGGUUCUGUUAGCUGCGGGGACCGACACUUCAGCAGCGACAAUGGAGUGGGCAAUGUCGCUCUUGUUAAACCAUCCCGAGGUCUUAAAGAAGGCACAGGCCGAGAUUGACAAUGUUGUGGGGUCGGACCGCCUGGUGAAUGAGUCCGACCUCACCAGGCUCCCUUACCUCCACUGCAUCAUCAAUGAGACGCUACGGAUGUACCCUGCAGGCCCACUCCUGGUCCCCCACGAAUCGUCCGAGGAGUGCCAUGUGGGCGGAUACCGGGUACCUGGGGACACAAUGCUAAUGAUAAACCUGUACUCGAUCCAGCGGGACCCAAAAUACUGGCCGGACCCCGAGAAGUUCAAGCCAGAGAGGUUCGAGGGUAUGGAAGGGGUCAAGGACGGGCACAAGAUGAUGCCCUUCGGAUCGGGUAGGAGAGGGUGCCCUGGUGAGAACCUGGCGCUCAGGAUGGUCGGCAUGACCCUGGGAUCGCUGAUCCAGUGCUUCGAGUGGGGCCGGAUCAGCGAGGACCUGGUGGACAUGACCGAGGGGACGGGCCUCACCAUGCCCAAGGCCCGGCCUUUGAUGGCUAAGUGCAGGCCCCGGGAGAACAUGAUGCUACUCCUUUCCCAAAUCUGAGUGAAUCAUAUUACAUGAAGUUUUGGUGCAGUAGUUUAGCGACUCUUCUAUCUUUCGGUUUAUUCGGUUUCGUCGUUAAUAUUAGUAGAUGAGCUAGCGAAAGAAUACCUAUUAUUGUUGCACUGCACACAAUGGAUGAGAACUCGAUACGGUCACGAUAUUUUAUAGUACUAGUAUAAAUUCACGUGCUCUGAAUAUGAGAGCUCCUCUUUUAUUGAAA